This is a messenger RNA of Sclerotinia sclerotiorum 1980 UF-70, 1383 nucleotides long. RefSeq lists its product as hypothetical. The record is from RefSeq and is a predicted model, not a curated record. Gene Ontology annotation, biological process: GPI anchor biosynthetic process. Lineage: Eukaryota; Fungi; Ascomycota; Leotiomycetes; Helotiales; Sclerotiniaceae. Bases 1 to 1383 code for a protein of 460 amino acids. Gene Ontology annotation, cellular component: glycosylphosphatidylinositol-N-acetylglucosaminyltransferase (GPI-GnT) complex. The transcript is spliced from 2 exons. Gene Ontology annotation, molecular function: phosphatidylinositol N-acetylglucosaminyltransferase activity.
AUGCCGUAUAAUAUUGCUAUGGUCAGCGACUUCUUCUUCCCACAACCAGGAGGAGUCGAAAGUCACAUCUACCAACUCUCUACUAAGCUCAUCGACCGCGGACACAAAGUUAUAAUAAUUACACACGCCUAUGAGGACAGAACUGGUGUCAGAUAUCUUACAAAUGGCCUCAAAGUUUAUCAUGUUCCAUUUUUUGUUAUGUUUCGCUCCUGUACCUUUCCCACGGUCUUCUCAUUCUUCCCAAUCUUCCGCAAUAUCGUUAUACGGGAACAAAUUGAAAUUGUUCAUGGCCAUGCAAGCAUGAGUAGCAUGUGCCAUGAAGCUAUAUUACAUGCGAGGACGAUGGGACUGAGGACUGUGUUUACAGAUCAUUCACUGUUUGGCAAAGAAAACACGGUUUUACGCGCUUCUCUUGACCCCCUCAUGGUCUCUGUUAUUCCAAAUGCAGUCGUGGCGGAGAAUUUUCGACCUCUAUCACAUCCUUCAUAUCCGUCCGAUCCUCCAGGAAAGCACCCCCCUCCUGCUCCAUAUCCACUAGGUCCGCAUGAUGUAAUAACAAUUGUUGUGGUUUCGAGACUUUUCUACAAUAAAGGAACCGACCUAUUAAUUGCAGCAAUUCCUCGAAUUCUUGCCAGCCAUCCCAAUGUGCAUUUUAUAAUUGCAGGAUCAGGCCCUAAAGCCAUUGAUCUGGAGCAGAUGCUGGAGAAGAAUGUGUUGCAAGAUAAAGUUGAGAUGCUUGGUCCGGUCAGACAUGAGGAAGUCCGGGAUGUUAUGGUUAGAGGGCACAUAUAUUUACAUCCAAGUUUGACUGAAGCUUUUGGAACUGUCAUAGUUGAAGCUGCUAGUUGUGGAUUAUAUGUCGUGUGCACACAAGUGGGAGGGAUACCAGAAGUGCUUCCAGCACACAUGACAGUUUUUGCCAAGCCUGAUGAAGAUGAUCUGGUUGCUGCCACGGGACGAGCAAUUGCGUCUUUAAGAGCCAACAAAGUUCGGACCGAAAAGUUUCACGAUCAAGUCAAAAUGAUGUAUUCCUGGACAGAUGUGGCAGAGAGAACAGAAAGGAUAUAUGAUGGCAUAUUCGGCGUUCUAAGUGAGGCAGAGUUCUAUGGAUAUGAUGCAGCCGACGCAGCCAGCUGGAGCGCUACUAGAGGAAGAGCCGGUGUACAGAGCUUCGCUUUGAUUGAUCGUCUCAAGAGAUACUAUGGUUGCGGAAUAUGGGCAGGGAAACUUUUUUGCCUUUGUGUGAUCAUCGAUUACCUGUUAUUUCUGCUACUCGAAGUUCUGGCACCGAGAGAUAGAAUCGACAUUUCUAGAAGCUGGCCAAAGAAGAUUCCUCAAGACUCUCCAAGGAGAGAUCGUGAAACUAGGAGGGAUUUUGGAUAG